Silurus meridionalis is the source of this 1993-nucleotide messenger RNA. RefSeq names its product zinc finger containing ubiquitin peptidase 1 (gene zup1). Lineage: Eukaryota; Metazoa; Chordata; Actinopteri; Siluriformes; Siluridae. The coding region runs from base 209 to 1891 and encodes 560 amino acids. The record is from RefSeq and is a predicted model, not a curated record. The transcript is spliced from 10 exons.
GAUCUCUGAGUCAAAGCGGAACUUUUAUUUUCAUUUGUAAAGAAACGCAAAGAGACAAAUAGUAACAACAUUAAUAAUAUCAGUCUCUGGAUGAACGGACCAAUCAAAUGCGACUUCCUGUGUUUCAGUUCUCCAAUCACAUACACAGUUUCAGCGCGAGUAAGGACUAAAACUAAAACCGAAAUUGUGUGUGUUUUCUCCCUCAGUCAUGCCAGUGUGUGAUAUCUGCAGUGAGGAGCUAAGUUGUGACUCGGAGCUGAAGACUCACCUGCUCCUGACUCACCUGGAGAAUGAGGUCACGUGUCCUCUCUGCUCGCUCUCAGGUGUCACUUACUCCGAGCUGAACUUCCACAUUUCCACAGCACACAGUGAGAUGGGCAGUGAAAACUCACCUGUUACAACAGAACUACAGCAUCCAGAGUGUGAUUUGGAGACAGGAGCAUCUGUGUCCUGGUCCCCAGAAUGUAAUAUUGGAGCAAAAAAGCGGAAUUUUAGACCUGCAGGAAAAACCAGCAACCUUGAUGGAACACAUGAAAAGACACAAGAAGACAAGAUGGAGCCCUUCCACAGACACCUAAACUCCCUGAGCAGAGGCAGGACGUUCUCUUGUCCACUGUGUAAUCUGGUCUGCUCCGACUGCUUAAUGCUGCAGGAACAUGUGGAGCUCCAUUUUCAGGACCAUGCUGUUUCUGAUGGAGCUGUUUUUGUGUGUCCCAUGUGUGAGGUGGUGUGUGAUGACAGCUGGUCUUUGCAGGAACAUGUGGAGCUUCACCUGCAAUGUAGUCAUGCAGAUAUUGAUGGAGAUCUACAAUUUGCUCAGAAGCUGCAGGAGGAAGAGGAGCAUCAGAGAAAGCAGGAAGAGGCUAAACGUGAGGCCGAGGAGUUCACACAGCUGCAGAGGCAGUUUGGGCUGGAUAAUGGUGGUGGAUAUCAUAAGCAGAUGGAGAGGAGCCUGGAGCGAGCUGUGUCCCGAGGUCACAUGAGUCCAGCUGAGUUUCACAUGAAGCGAGUGGAGAUGAUGGAGACUCUGGGCUCAGGAUUGGAUGAAGGCCAGACUCGAACCACAGGUUCUAAAACCUCGAAUAAACUUCAGCUGAAAAGUUUGCUGUCAGCGAUGUAUAAUUUUUACCAGCGUGGGAUUCAGGAAGGGGCCCGUGUCUGGCUGUGUUCUGAAUCAGAACACUUUUCCUCUUCAGAUGGAGACCGAGGCUGGGGCUGCGGCUACAGAAACUUCCAAAUGCUUCUGUCUUCAUUACAGAGAUUGGAACAGUACUCCAUUCUACACACCUUGCCAGACUCAUUUCCCAGCAUCCCACGGGUGCAGGCUCUCAUUGAAGCAGCAUGGGCAGAAGGCAUUGAUCCACAGGGUGCAUCUCAAUUUAACGGGAGACUGAGGGGCACUCGUGCCUGGAUAGGGGCUACAGAGAUCUAUUCUGUACUCACCUCCCUCCAACUGAGGGCACGCAUCAUAGACUUCCACCAGCCCACCGGUCCAGGUGACACCCACCCUCGACUGUUCCAGUGGGUAAAGAAUUAUUUCUCCUUUUUGACUACCACAGGUGGCAGAGUUCCACCCAAAGUAGUAAAAACGAACCUGCCACCGAUCUACCUUCAACAUCAAGGUCACAGUCGAUCCAUAGUUGGUCUGGAGGAGAGGAGGAAUGGCAGUAUAUGUAUGCUAUUGUUUGAUCCAGGAUGCUCUCCAGCUGACAUGAGAAAAAUUCUAGGUCCAAACACAAGUUCCAACCACCUUAAUAGGCUGCGAAAAUUCCCAACCCACCUCAAACACCAACAAUACCAAGUAGUGGUGGUGGAAGGAGUGCUGUCCAAAGAGGAGAAACAGGAGCGUGUUGUUAGUUCAAGGACAUUUCAUGCUGAAAGAAUUCCCUGAUGUCUCUGUACAAAUAAGUGUGUUUAAAUGAACCAUUGUGAACUUUGUGUGUUUGUGUGAGUUAAUUAGAUAAGAUAAUAAACUUAAACUUUUUUAACAUUA